This is a messenger RNA of Westerdykella ornata, 5134 nucleotides long. RefSeq lists its product as uncharacterized. Gene Ontology annotation, molecular function: histone binding. The transcript is spliced from 2 exons. The record is from RefSeq and is a predicted model, not a curated record. Bases 36 to 4814 code for a protein of 1592 amino acids. NCBI's taxonomy places the organism in Eukaryota, Fungi, Ascomycota, Dothideomycetes, Pleosporales, Sporormiaceae. Gene Ontology annotation, biological process: positive regulation of transcription by RNA polymerase II; DNA damage checkpoint signaling. Gene Ontology annotation, cellular component: nucleus.
CCAGGGCUCGCCCGGUGUUGGGGCAAGCCGUCACCAUGGCCGACGCAGAGUCUGAAGAGUCGACGCAAUUGCACGAGGAGUUGUACAAUGACCCGGACAAGCUUUCGCAGCUGCUGGGGCAGCGAGUCGGUGCUUCCAGCUCAUUCCGUUUUACCUCCACCACAGAAGAGACUUUUGCCUCUGCUACUGCUGCUGUUCCUGCUCCCGCCCCGCACAACGUCGCCGCAUCAUCCCCACGGCAGGAACCCGUCCCCACUCCUCGACGCGCCGCAACAAACUCUGGCCAUGUCAAGCCGAGCCUGCCAAAACACAACUCUGCUCCCACGACAACCGGGGUGGUAGAAGAGCGGAUCGAGGCUGGCAAGAUGUAUCACAGCUUCACCGAAGGAAAUGUCGUGGGCGACACCCAGCCGGACAGCCAGAUUUACAAGAAUUGGACGAGCGGUUUGCAUGCUGCCAGCGUCCAUGACGAGGGCCAUGGCAUAUCUCUUCUCAACCGAGUGGGGGAAGAGGAGGGUGAUACCACCGAAGGCCCUCAGUUCAUCCAAUCGAGCCCAGAUGUACUCCAAAGCCCGACCUUCACCAGUCCCAUGGCCGUCAACGAUGAGAACAACCCGGAGACGCAGCCCCUCACCAACGGUGCCCUCACCAGCCCUCUCAAAUUUGAAACACCUGCCAUGGCUGGGCGGAAGAGGGACUGCCACGGGGAGAUGCUAAGCUCGGCAGCGAGAACAGCAACAACCCCCGGUACUGCGUUGACAGCUACGGCCUUCUUCCCUCCGAACAUGCUACCUACUACCAAUGGCAUGUCACUGACCCAGAUAUUCAACGCUACGCAGGCAGCUACUUCCCCCGUCCAAGGCAUCCUGCCCGACGAGCCAGUCUUCCAGCGACUUUCUCCCAACUUGGCCAAUGCUCGCAAGUCCAGUCCUCCGGAUGCCUUGUCCAGCCCGAUUCCAACCCCGAGAGUCGAACUGGCUGUACGAUCAUCCAGCGAACCCAAGGCAGAAUACAUCACAAUGAAGCAGUCACAGGAACGAAGAUUGCGAGAAGCAGAACAGCAGGAGAUGGCACCGGCAGAGCAGGAUAGCUGGGAAGAGCUGGAGAGACUGGAGAAGCAACGUGCUCGACGCAAGGCGAGGGAGAAGAUGGAACAGGAAGCUGCUAAGAGUUUAAGCAAAGUCACGGCGCCUACGCUUUCUUCGCCAGCCCAACGAAAGCGGGGUCGCAAAAUGCUGUUAUCGCCAAGAAAGAAGGAAGCUGCUUCUGUACGCCGAUCUGCAGCGAGGCUUUCGGCUUAUGAUGGACCCUUUGACGAUGAUGAGCUUGAUCAGCUGGCUCAAGCGGCUGCAGUAGACGGCAAGGACACAACUGCUGCCGAGUCUCCAGGCGAGUUGUCUCAGUCAGUUCCGUCGACUGGGCCUCCUGCUCCUGCAAAUGCAAGCAAGAAAAGGAGCAACAAUGUUCAAGUCCCACGGACCUCUUCCCACCCUCAGGGGACACUAUCCGGUCAUGCUCCUGAUGAGUCUCCAUUGGCAAGCGCUUCUGCACAAGUGCAGCAAGAACCGCAGAAUCGCACCUCCGCAUCACAGCGAUCGAGGCGUGUCUCGCAGCUUCGAGGAAGCGCAGGAUCGUUUACGGUUCUGAACUCGCAACCUGAAGACGCAGACUUCAGUAGCGUUCCCCGGCCGAAAACAACACUGCCGUCAUCGCCUUCUACGAACCAAUACAGUAUCAACCAGACAACGAUGGGUGGGAAGACGGGGUUUACUAGCCAGGUAAUCUCUUCCUCGAUGCCACCGAUGCCUCCGCAAUCCAGUUCUUCGUCAUCUGAUGAUGAGGGCCAGGGCAAAGAGGAACAUGAGGUGGAUGAUGAGGCUGUUGGGAGUAGUCCUCCGCCUGUCGACGUUGACGAAGAUGACGUUGCGUAUGACGAGCACAACUAUGACGAGCAUCUGUCCGCCGGGGGAAAUGAUGAAGGCCACGAGGCUCUGCCAGAUACGGACCUGGAAAUGGACGAAGACGAUGUAGUGUCUGAGUCAGAGCACGGUAAUGAUGAAGCCGAGAAUGAUGAAGGUGAACAAAUGGCGGUCAGGUCGACUGGUGUAUCGAAUGCCGCAGCUGAAGACCAUGGGAUACCCGAGACUGCUAAAGAGGACAGGCGGUCACGAAGGCAUGUUGAAGGGGAUGAGACGAUCCUCUCCAGCCAUCCGGAAGACACAGUGAACCACCAAGAGUUGAAUGGAUUUGUCAAACCCCGCUUGCAGCGGCAGUCCACAAUCCCAGAGUCCGAUAAUAUGGAAGAUACUCAGCCCUCACUCUUUCCACCAGGUGAUGCUGUUGAUUACAGGCCCCUCGACUCGGGGGGCCUUGACAGCGCAUCGCCAAGGGGGACCGAGGGAACCGUACCUUUUCAUACUGCUCAGGAACAGCAAUCGUCAGGACGGGUAAAUGAUAACGACAAUGUUAACAGGGAUUCGCAGAACCAAAACUAUCACACCGCCUUAGACCAUGGAGAUAGCAACGAUAACAAUGCUCUUGGCUCGUCCCGCGAGAAGGAGCUUGCUCAUAAGCCAGAACCUGCCCAGUUCCGCUCACUCAGUGAUAUCGCGAACCAACCAGAGAACCAGAGAAGCGUCGAUGCCUCUAGCAUCGACUACCCUACUUUGUUCGCAGAAGGGACAGGGAACAACGUCAACACCCUCCCUGCAACUGGUUCUUCGCCGCUUAUGCCGUCCGCGAAGAAACGCAAGAUCACCUACAAUGGAAAGACGAACCGUUUCAUCAGCCCAGCGAAAACUCCUGAGCGGAGUCCCUCCCCAACUCCAGUCAGAAAGGUCUCGAACUCCUCGCCCAUCCAGCCCACAUCUUCUAUGCAGCAGCGAGAAGACGCAGGUGCCAUGGCUGCGGAAAAUACUAGGGCGGCAGUUGCGUCCGCAACACUUCCCACUUCGAUAACGAAAGCUUCGACCAAUAAGAUGAAAAAAAGCGCGAAGUCCUACAAGAAGGGUUCUGCGAAGACCGUCGGCAAAGGCACGCUGCCCAAGACUUCAUUGAAGUCUACGACCGCUCAUCGUUCUAGGACUGCGACUGCAGCAGCCCCGGAUCCUGAGCGCCUAGAUACCGGGUUGAUGGACUCCGCUUCUCCUCAAGAUCAAGCAUUACCUGGUCCUUUCGCCCCUGCUGAUGAGUCGGAUGAACUUGCUGGGUCUACACCACAGCCUUCCAGGACUGCUCAGCCCAUUGCUCAUGCUAAUGAUGUCUCUGAUCGCGGGGAAGAGCCUAAUGGACCGUUGCUAGUUCCGAAUAGAGUAUUUGCUCUAUGGCCAGGUCAAGGCUAUUAUCCCGCGACGUGCUUAGGCCGGGCCGGUUCGAACCGCGUUCGCAUUCGCUAUGAUGAAGGCUCCCACAACACUGUGGAAGUCAUCCAGGUUCGGGGAUUGGAACUUCGGAUCGGCGACCAAGUUAAAGUGGAUCAGCCUGGCAUGAAGAAGCAUGUCUAUAUUGUGGUGGGCCUCAAAGAUAAGAUCAGUGUUGAUGACAAUGUGGAAACCGUAUUGACCGACUGUCGCGGCUAUAGGAGUGCUGUCCUCGAAAUGAGGAAUCGUGAGAGUCUCCCUUCAGUUCAACGUGGAGAACAGCCGGCAAUGGUGGUUACUGUACCUGUUGAGAAGAUCUAUCUGACGAACCAACUAUGCGGCAAAUACCGAGACCGGCUGUUCAAUCUGUCACCACCCCGUUCUCCAAGCAUAUCGACUCUAACGGUCGCAACUCCCCGGGCGAUGACUGUCCCGGCUUCCCCCUCCUUGUCUAGGCGUGGAGGUACCGCUCCAUCCCUGCUCAGAGAAAGCCUUCGAGCUGCCUCGGUGGCGUCCAGCUACCAAGGCGUUGGAGGCACGGUCUUUGUUAACAUGGCAUUUGCGGUAACAUUACAGCACGCCGAAGAUGAAUCAGAGAAGCACGCACUUGUCACCCUUAUCACGUCGAAUGGCGGGCAGGUCCUCACCAGCUUCUCUGACCUGUUCAAAGAUUUUGAGGAUGCUGAAGCGGCUUCAUCCCGUCCGAACUCGGCCGGCAAGGGAAAAGAAAUGGCUGCAGAGGCUCGGUUUCCGUCAGGUCUGGAACUUCGGCAAGAGUGCAAAGGUAUGAGCUUCGCCGCUCUCAUCACUGACACGCAUUCUCGUCGCUCCAAGUAUAUCCAAGCGCUCGCACUCAACAUCCCCUGUCUGCAUCACCGCUGGUUGACCGAUUCCAUUGCGGCAUCCAAGCCUCUUCCCUUCGCCAAGUAUCUGCUCCCUGCCGGUGUUUCGACAUUUUUGGAUCCGAACGGCAUCGUGCGUUCACGCAACAUAUCGAUGUACGAUCCAGCAAGUGCUAGGCUUGAGGAAAUCAUUCAGAAACGGGAAAUGUUGCUCCAGGGCCAGUCUGUUUUGCUAAUCACAGGGAAGUCUAAGAAGGACGCCCAGCGCAAGCAACACUAUCUCUUCCUCACGCACGCUCUGGGACCGCGUACUGUCGGCCGCUGUGCUGAUAUCACUGCUGCCAAAGCAAUCAUUCAGGACGGGAAGUGGGAUUGGGUGCACGUUGAUGGUGGGGAACCGGGGCUUGUGGAAGCCACGCAAGUGCUCUUCGGCCAUUCCAAUGCGGUGGCCACUGUUGCAGGUGCUUCGAAGAAUAGGAAGCGAAAGAGGGAUCAUAGCACCGAGCCUGAGGUGCUGUUUGGGGCGGGCGACGUCGCUGGCAAGAAGGUUAGGCUUGUGUGUGAUGAGUUUGUCAUUCAGAGUCUGAUUCUCGGUGCGCCGGUUGAAGAGUGAGAGGCGCAUCGAAUCUGUCUUAUCCAGGCACGAUGAGCGGAAACGGAACUUUCGUUGUCAUGGUGCACCGUUCAGUCAGUAUUGCGUCGUGCGAAGGAGUCUGAGGAUUACCGUGAGUCAAGGAAGGGCGUUUCGAAAGGGGCUAUGCAAAGCUUUUGUCGGGUCUCAGCUCGGGGUCUUUUUCUUCUAAGGGUUAUACCAUUUCGCUGCGGACACAGGCCGGAGUAUGGUGUAUCGUAUGUGGGAUGUAAGAUACUGCGAAAGGUUCCUGAAGCUGUGUGUUUAAUGAUACCAAGACGCAGAUCUUUGCGAUGUUUAGG